AUGAGCCAAGAUGAAGUCAUAACUUACGGCGCGUAUGCACCUCCACAGUUUGGCGGAAACGAGAAGAAAGACUUUGACCAGGUGUUUGUCCUGCAAGGACCCAAGUAUCACGACAUCUGGGCGGGACUGCUGUUCUUGGCCUGUGUCGCCGGGUUCACUGCCGUCUCCGGCAUCACCAUCCACGCAUACGCAACGACCAAGUCGAGCAGCGGCAACGGCAUUUACGAUGGCGACACCACGUUUGGGCUCAACACCAACUCGCUCAUCUGUCUGCUGAUCUGUGUCGGCAUUGCGGUCGUGCUCAGCGUGCUCUACAUGUGGGCAGCCCGCGUGCUGACUAAGGCGCUGAUCUGGAUCACAGGCAUCCUCAACAUCUGUCUCGGCCUCGCAACCGCCAUCUACAUGCUGUAUCGCCACUAUUACUCGGGCGGCAUCGUCUUCCUCGUCUUUGUGGCACUCAACAUCUUCUGCUUCAUCUCGUGGAUCCCACGCAUCCCCUGGAGCGUGCUGAUGCUGCAGACCACCAUCGACGUCUCGCGCCGUUACGGCCACGUCUACAUGGCCAGCCUGCUCGGUGGCCUCUCGGCAGCCGCCUUUGGCGUCUGGUACUCGGUCACCAUGGUGGCCGUGUACGUCAAGUACGAGCCGGGCAGCGGAAAUGCGGCCUGCAGCACGACCGGUGGCAGCUGCAGCAAGGCCAAGGUCAUCGGCAUCAUGGUCUUCAUCACCUUUGCCGGCUACUGGAUCACCGAGUGGCUCAAGAACACGAUCCACACCACCAUCGCCGGCGUCUAUGGCUCCUGGUACUUUGCCGGUGACAACGCAAAUCACUACCCGCGCGGCACUACGCGCAGCUCUCUCCGUCGCGCCACGACGUACAGCUUUGGCAGCAUCAGCCUCGGCAGCUUGGUCGUCGCCAUUAUCAAUUUUCUGCGCCACCUCUGCUCCAUUGCGCAGCAGCAGUCGGCCAACGACGGCAACAUCAUGUCGACCAUCUUCUUCUGCCUCCUCGGCUGCUUCAUCUCCAUCCUCGACUGGGCCGUGCAGUUUGUCAACCGAUAUGCCUUUUGCCACAUUGCCCUCUAUGGCUCGUCGUACUUCCGCGCGGCCAAGGAUACGUGGACGAUGAUCAAGAACCGCGGUGUCGACGCUCUGGUGACGCAGUGUCUCAUCGGGCCGGUAUUCAGCAUGGGAGCGGUAUUUGUGGCUUACGCCACAGCUCUGUCGGCAUACGUGUUUCUACGCAUCACCGACCCUGCAUACAACCAGAAUGGCGACUACACGCCGGUGCUGGUGGCAUUUGCUUUCCUCAUCGGACUGCAGAUCUGCAACGUGUUCACGGUGCCGAUCAGCAGCGGCAUCGACACCAUCUUUGUGGCCAUGGCGUGGGAUCCGCAGGUGCUGACCCAGCGUCACCCCGAGCUUUACGGACGCAUGGUGCAGGUGUACCCGCAAGUGCAGCAGGCGGUGCAUGGGUAA
Messenger RNA from Grosmannia clavigera kw1407, 1479 nucleotides. Its product is annotated as duf580 domain containing protein. Bases 1 to 1479 code for a protein of 492 amino acids. The record is from RefSeq and is a predicted model, not a curated record. Gene Ontology annotation, biological process: transmembrane transport. The transcript has 5 exons. NCBI's taxonomy places the organism in Eukaryota, Fungi, Ascomycota, Sordariomycetes, Ophiostomatales, Ophiostomataceae. Gene Ontology annotation, cellular component: plasma membrane. Gene Ontology annotation, molecular function: transmembrane transporter activity.